CUUCUGGCCCAAAUAAAGCCCACUAAAUAUUCAGCCUUCUCCUUCUCAUCGAAGGCUAAUUACAGUUUUGUUCCGAUCACCGGUCACUUCUUCGGUGGUUCAACUUCAAGUUUCCGAUGGAUCUUAUAUGCAAUUCGUACGCCAAUGACUCCGACGACGAACUUGAACCAGUGGCCAGUGAUCGUUUAACAUCUGGAAUCACCGCAGCACCGUCUAUUCCUUCGAAGCGUCCAUAUCCAGUCCCGGAGGAGCGACAAUACAAACCACCGCGUAGACAGUAUCCUCCUCACGGUUCCUAUUCGGAAUCUCAAACGAGCUCUUCGGUUUCAGUGCCGAUUCCGGUUCCGGUUCCAGGCCGGUACGUAUCUAAGAGAGAGAAAUCACUUCUAGCCUCCGUUUCAACGAUUCCGACUCAAGAUCAAAGUUCCGAUUUGAAUCAGAAACCUUCUAGCUCUCCUACUGUUCUUGGGAGUAUCUCAGAUUCUGAUGUUCCUCGCCAUGUUCUAUCUUCGGUUACACAUCGACCAAAAGGAUCCUCGUUGCGAACCGAAAUGCCUAGUAGAAUGUCGAUUUCGUUAACCGGCCAUACAAAGGCGGUUACUGCUAUUGAUUGGUCUACAAGUCAUGUUCAUCUUCUUUCUUCUGUGGGGCUUGAUGGUGUUGUUUACGUGUGGAAUGUGUGGAGCAAUGAUAAGAAGAAAGUACGGGCUUUUCUCCAUCAUAAUGCACCGGUUAAAGAUGUGAAGUGGUCAAAGCAAGGGUUAUCGUUGCUUUCUUGUGGAUAUGACUGCACGUCAAGACUAUUCGAUGUUGAAAGAGGGGUAGAGAUACAGUCUUUCAAUGAGGAUCAGGUUAUUGGAGUUGUUAAGUUCAAUCCAGAUAAUUGUAACGUGUUUCUUUCUGGAGGAUCAAAGGGAAGUCUUAGAUUAUGGGACAUUAGGGCCAACAAAGUCGUGCAUGAAUACAUCCGAGAUCUUGGGGCAAUUCUUGAUGUUGAGUUUAUCGCGGGUGGGAAGCGGUUUAUCUCUUCAAGUGAUGUGUCUGGCAGAAAUAUAAGCGAGAAUGCUGUUAUAGUUUGGGAUAUUUCGAGAGAGGUUCCUCUAUCUAAUCAGGUCUAUGUAGAAGCAUACACAUGCCCCUGCAUCAAACGUCACCCGCAAGACCCAGUCUUCAUCGCCCAAUCACACGGGAACUACACUGCAAUCUUCUCAACAAACCCACCUUUCAAGCUCAACAAAUACAAGAGAUUCGAAGGUCACUGGGUUGCAGGUUUCCCAAUCAAAUGCAACUUCAGCCCGGAUGGAGAAACCUUAGUCUCUGGCUCAUCUGACGGUUCCAUAUACAUGUACAGCUACAAAUCCACUGAGCUCAUUAAGAAGCUCAAGGCUUAUGAACAGCCCUGCGUUGAUGUCACAUACCACCCCGUUUUACCUAACGUGGUCGCAGCUUGUAGCUGGAAUGGACAAGUCUCUGUUUUUGAGUGAUCCCAGUCCCACAAUGGUUAGUAUUAGUGCCAAUCAAAUCUCAAUCUCACCAUUGUUCUAUAGUAGCUAGGAAAUGGUAGAAAACGUAAUAGAAUGGGGAACUGACU
Arabidopsis arenosa is the source of this 1591-nucleotide messenger RNA. The record is from the annotation of a GenBank genome assembly. NCBI's taxonomy places the organism in Eukaryota, Viridiplantae, Streptophyta, Magnoliopsida, Brassicales, Brassicaceae.